AUGGUGCAUGAUGAUGCAUUGAUUGGUCGAUUGUCUUUUGAUCCUGGCAGCAAAGUUGUGCAGCUGCCCUACAUAAACUAUCUUAGGCAGCUGGGUUCCACUUUUCUUAAUGACACCAACUCUCCAAUCUGCUGCCCCUCAAGAGCAGCAAUGUGGAGCGGCCAGUUUGUUCAUCUCACUCAGUCGUGGAACAACUUUAAGUGUUUAGGUGAAAAUGCAACCACAUGGAUGGAUUUGCUAGAGAAGAGUGGAUAUCUUACCAACAUGAUUGGCAAACUGGAUUAUAUCUCAGGGAGCCACUCGGUCAGCAACCGAAUUGAGGCGUGGACCCGAGAUGUUCAGUUCCUCCUGCGCCAAGAGGGCCGGCCGUUUCUGAACUUGUGGAACAUGUCGACUGUAAAAAUCAUGACGAAAGACUGGCAAAACACAGAUAAGGCUACACAGUGGAUCCGCCAGAUGGCUGCAUCCUCACACCAGCCUUUCGCUCUUUAUCUGGGCCUCAAUUUACCUCACCCAUAUAAAACUGAAUCCCUGGGCCCACUGCAGGAGGAUCCACCUUCGCGUACCUCACCGUACUGGCUUAAAAAAGGCAUGCUUUUCUGUCCUCAACUGUUGCAAAUUGAUAGUGUUUCUCGAUUCAAAUCCCUGUGA
Molecule: messenger RNA, 651 nt
Organism: Acanthochromis polyacanthus (spiny chromis)
Lineage: Eukaryota; Metazoa; Chordata; Actinopteri; Pomacentridae
Product: arylsulfatase K-like
Source: RefSeq, a predicted model, not a curated record